AUGCUGAGCUGCAUCUCGACGCCAUCGUCGACCAAAUAUGAAGUCGCGUCCAAGCUCUUUGAGGACGGCGUCUCGACGUUGUCGUUCCAAGACGCCAAGCGCAGCGACGUCAGCGCGCAGCGCGUGCGCAUCCAAGAGGCGCGGCGGCGCCUCUGCCACGACCAGAUCGCUACACUGCGCGCCCGUCGCGACCGGCUCGCUGCCGCACUCGCCGCCAUGGACACUCGCAUUGACGCACGCGUGGCCAAGAUCGCCCUUGUUGAGCAAGAGCUGAUGCUUCUUUUGCUGGAGCGCUGCGAUUGGUCAAAACUCGGGCAAUUUCCAUUCUCGGACCGCAAAAUGAGCGUGACGACGGACGAGCUCGCGCGGAAGCUGAGUGGGCUCCAUGAGGAGGUCGCGAGCGUCAAGGCGCAGAUCUUCGAGGCGAUCCGGACCUUCUACGCUGGUGCGCCGACGACGUCCUCGAGCAUGUCCCUCGACGAAGCGAUCGAGUUUGCCGGGAGCUGGUCGCGCAAGGUCGACCUCCGUAGCAGCUUGACGGACCUUCCGGCGAGUGAGAUCCAGCUGCGCAUGGCGCGUCUCGAGGCGGUCUUGACCGACACGGUUGCACAGCUGCAGCACGACGACAACGACGACGACAGCGGGACGUUGCACCAGUCUGUCGUCGCACACGAGCGAGUGAGCGUCCAGAUCCAGCAGUCGCAGAGCACGCUCUCGCUGUUGCAGCUUCUCUCCGACGUGGACACAGCGCUACAGAGCUUUGACCUGGCGAUGGACGUGCCCGACCUCACGCGGGCAGCGACGGACCUCGCGGCCAUCGAGACGUGUCUCUCCAAGAUGAACGCGCAGCACCCUACGGCGUCCAUGGAGUACCGUAUCGUGCAGAUCAUGCAGAUGCAGUACGAGGCGCGCUUGAACCAGUUGCAGUGCUACCUCGCCGACACGAUCUCGGGCCUCUGGAAGAUUUCGCCGCGCUCGAUGAGCAUCACGCCAACGUCGAUGCCCGUGUACGACACCUUGCAGCGCACGCGGCAGCUCACGGCGCACCUCGAGCAGCUCGCGGCCGACCUCUACGAACACAUCUUUGCACCGCUUUUUGCGGACGCGUCGCUCGUCCCGACCGUGCGCCAAUCGAUCGUCACACUGACACCCAAGACCGCCGCCUCGACUGGCAUCGCCCGCGUGCAGCACCUCUGCGCGCACGUCAUCACGCUGCUCAAGUUUCUCGCUCCGUUUCUUCCGCCUCUUGAGAGCGAAGCGAGUGUCCUCGCGAUGCUCAUGCCAUUGCUGUGGUCGUCGGCGCUCGAAGCGGCGUUUGUAUCGCUGCUGCAGUCGACGCUGCCACCGGACGCGGCCCAGUUGCGGGACUUCAAGCAACACUUGACGCCUGUGAUGCACAGCUUUGAAGCGUCGCUCGUGGCCCUCCGACUCGCUCUACCCGCGUCGCUCGUCUCGUUUGGCCAGCACUUGGACGUGCAAUUCGCCGAGCACAAGCGCGCCAUCUUGCUGCAGGAAGCCCGGGAACGCAUGCAGCACGACUACCUCAACUCGGUGCUCGUGCCGAGCUACCCGGCCGUCCUUGUCCCGACCAACCACAAGAAGAAGACGACGGUGCACGUGUCGCCGAUGGGGACGGACGACGACCGGUCGACGCCGAUGCGCGUGUCGGUCUGUGCCCAGUGGCUCGUCGCGCAGGUCGACCAGCUUUUGGCCGAGACUAGCGAGUGCGACGUCGCCGGUCCGCUUUUGCUGCAAACCGCCCGCGAUCUCUUCGCUCUGUUUUCGGCGCUCAUGCCGACGCUGUACAAGGAAGAGCUGCGCUUCGACCCGCGCCUCGUCUUGCUCCUGCACAAUGACGCCAUGUACUUUACGCGGCACAUGCUCACGCUCUGCGACAAGUCGCGGCUGCCGCCCUCGCUGCACGACAGCGCGACGAUGAUCGACUUGGUGCCCGACUUGCGCGAUCUUGGCGAGACCAAGCUCGUGGCCUUUGCGAAAGCGCACGCAACGCAGCUCGAGGACGCACUGCGCUCCGCCUUUGUGCCAUAUGCAUCGCUGGACGACGACGACGCGUUCAACCAGCUCGAGACCGCGAUCAAGUCGGUCGUGUUCAAGCUCGAACGCAUCGUGCACGCAUGGAAGGGCGGGUUGGCGCCGCUCGACGUCUACUGCCGCAUGGUGGCCAACCUCCUCGAGCCGCUCCUGCGCGUUUUGCUCGACGCGCUGCUUGUUUCGCCGUCGCCACGCGCCGUCGUCGUCUUGCCGCCGAAAGCGGUGCACCAACUGCACUACCUCUUCUCGCUCCUCCUCCACUGCGAUAGCUUUUUCCCAUCGACAGCGCUCGUGUGCAAGUACGUGCGGUCGGCCAAAGCCUUUCACGUCGUCACAACGCUACUGGAAGAAAACAGUGUCUCUGGCAUCAUCGAGCAGUGGAAUGCAGGCACGCUCGCCGACGUGACGCGGCCGCAACUCGUGGUGCUGCUCCAGAACUUGACCGGCGACGCGAAGGACCGCGCCUCGGCCCUCGCGCCGUGA
Molecule: messenger RNA, 2535 nt
Organism: Saprolegnia parasitica CBS 223.65
Lineage: Eukaryota; Oomycota; Saprolegniomycetes; Saprolegniales; Saprolegniaceae
Exons: 11
Coding region: 1-2535 (844 amino acids)
Biological process (GO): mitotic spindle assembly checkpoint signaling; endoplasmic reticulum to Golgi vesicle-mediated transport
Cellular component (GO): RZZ complex
Source: RefSeq, a predicted model, not a curated record